Molecule: messenger RNA, 5240 nt
Organism: Xyrauchen texanus (razorback sucker)
Lineage: Eukaryota; Metazoa; Chordata; Actinopteri; Cypriniformes; Catostomidae
Product: transcriptional protein SWT1-like
Exons: 18
Coding region: 108-2960 (950 amino acids)
Cellular component (GO): nucleus
Source: RefSeq, a predicted model, not a curated record
GUUUCAGCAAGACAGCAGUGAACAAGUUGAAGCAAAGAAAUCUUGAUUUGUCUAUUGUUAUUCAGUUUCUAAUUAAGCAGCGUUUGCCCCUUUUCUGAGUUUUCAAGAUGUCUAGCAAGAAAUCAAAGAAGAAGAAGCACAAAAAAGAGGAAAGAAUCUCAUCGAGUUCCUUGAGAGAAGAUGAUAGAAAGGAGAGAGACGCAAAGAGACUCGGCGGCCCAAAGAACAAAAAUAAACAUCGGCGGCGACGGCAUGAAAAUUCUGACAAAGAUAAAAGGAGGAGGGCCAUUGACUCCCAAUCAACAAGAAAAGACAGCCCCAAAAAAGAAAGACUGAAAAAAACAGAUGUGGAAAUAGGAAAAAGCAAGAAAGAAAGUUCUCCAGAAGGCAAAGCAACUGAGACUUCCAGGACAGUUUUCAAGUUGCCUAUCACAAAGGAGAAAGAGAGGGUGAAUGCCAAAUUGAUGAAGCAUGAAAAUGCAAGUCCCCAUAUCUUGGGGAGAAGUUCCAAUAGACACACUGCAACAAAACAGCCGUCUUCAAAGGAGUUGGAGGAGCAGAAACAAAAGCUGAUGUUGAGGAGAUCUGCACCUGAGCAGCUUAGAAGUAGACCUUCGCAGAAGGAUUCUUCCCCUGAGGAACUCCAGGAGAAAAGGAAAAAGCUAAUGAAAAGGUCAUUAUCACCAGAGUUUCAUUCUGAAGCUAAGCGAAGGGACAUCAAAAACCUGACCAAUAGUAAUUUAGCUAAAGUUACAUCUAAAGUUCUGUGGGAAAUGAGGAAGAAGUUGGUGGGCAGGAGGUACAAGGAGAUUGACCAGACUGUCGGUGCUAAGAUGAAACAGAGUUCUCAUGAUAAAACGGUGAAUGACUACUCCAAAGAGGCUUUGCCUGUAGUGAAAUAUGUAGACACUGGAACUAAACUCAAAUUACCACCAUGUACUAAACACCAUGUACAGUCAAAUAUAGCACCUAGUGCAAUUUUAAGAGAAGAAAGACCAUCCUCUGGUCCCAUGCCAAAAGUCAAUUUCAAGAUUCCAAAGAAGGCCAAUGCUGUUAAAGCUCAGACAAAAACAGAUAUUUGGAAUGUCAAUUUGGAUUCUUCUGACAGCAGGACUCAAUGUAAUGUUGGUUCUCCAUCCAUCUCGCAACAAGGACAGAGGCCUCCAAAGGUUUUUGCUCAGCCCUCUAAUAAACCCUUGUCUCUGUGUUCAUCACAUUCUUUAUAUUUAUCUCAAGUCAAGGAGCUGCAGACUGAUAAAACAGAGGCCACGACACCUAGCAAUACUCCAUGCAAGGCAGAACAUAUAACUCCUCAGAAAGAUGCAGAGACCUUUGACUGUGACCAUGAGAUGCAGCUGGUCGAGGAGCUGCAUCUGGCACGCUCAGAGAGGCGUCUAGUGGUUAACUUGGUGGAGAGCUGUGGAGAACUCACCUGCAUGGAUAUUGAUCCUCCAGAAGAGGGUGCCAGCAUGAUGUUCAAUGAAGAACAACAUAAACAGGACCUCCUUAUCAUCCUGGAUACCAAUGUGCUCCUCAGCCACCUGGACUUUGUGAAGAAGAUAAGGUCACGUGGUCUUGGUGUGCUGGGGUUUCCCACUUUGCUUAUCCCAUGGGUGGUUCUGCAGGAGUUGGACUCUCUGAAGAGUGGUAGACUCUCCAGUAAGGUGGAAGACAAAGCCAGGCCAGCUGUCCAAUACAUUUACUGCUGUUUGAAAAACCAAGAGCCCAGACUAAUGGGCCAGUCAAUGCAGCUGGCCUCCCAAGCUGUCUGUGAGACUGGUGUUGUGAACAAUGAUGACCGAGUACUGCAGUGCUGUCUGCAGUACCAGGCGUUGUACCAAGAGGGAGCUCUUGUACUUUGCACUAAUGACAAGAAUUUGUGCAGCAAGGCUCUGUUUAGUGGGGUUAAGGCUUUGAGUAAGGCAGACUUAGAAGUGGAGGGAAACAGACCUACAAUCAUAAACUACCCUCACGUUCAUCCCGUUGUGCUUCCCCCUGCUGGACCUGCAACGAAAGCAGAGAAAGAAGAAACGCAGGAGAGAAGAAACAAUGCAGUGGAAAAACAAGAGCUGAGUGAGUGUGUGUCUGCACUUGAAUCCUGCCUCCAGUGGGCACUGUCUGAGGUGCUGGAGGAGGAGAUGAAGGCUGCCUUUGGAGACCUGUGGAUCGAGAUAGUGUAUAUGAAAUCUCCUUGGAAUCUGGAUGGUGUACUCCAGUGUUUUAAGAAGCACUGGAUUGCUGUUUUUGGAAACAUUAUGAAGAGGAACCUGCUUACGUGCGUGAAGUCGCUGAGUGACUUUCUCUGUUCAGAUAGGUCCAUAGAACACAGAUCUGUUCUCAGUGCUGUGAGAAGGGCUAUAGAACUGUUGUUGGGACUAGCUGGCAGAUCCCAGUACAGCGGUCAUGUGGAUCAAGCUCUCUCCACCCUUCAAAUGCUACAGCAGAAACUACAGUUUCCGCAAGCUCCGAUAGAGGUUGAGGACAAUGACACACUGAUGGCAGAGCUAGAUGAGGAUGUAGCUCCACCCCCUCUGACGUCAUAUCAAGACAUUUGGGUGUUGUUUGAGAGCAUCUGGAACAAUGUGUGUCAGAUUAGUUCAGCUCUGUUCUCAGCAUUCCACUACACUCCAGGAACCACUGAGCCAAGUCUACUGCCCACCUCAUCCCUACCUCAGGAAGCCCUCUCCUGCCUGCACAGGGUUUCCACUGUAGUCAAACAGCUGGAGGCUCUUCAGAGGGUAUUGUCUGUGAAUAGCAGUGUAGAAGAUGCUCAGUCACUUCUCUCCUUCAUUCAAGCCAGUGCGAUUGCUGCUAUGGAGCCACGUUUCACUGCCAGGGACCUGUUUGAUUGCUUUUCAAAACAGGAAUACCGGGAGAAGCUGUGUGUGGGUUGUUCGCAACUGUCUGAACUGACUGCAAAUCUGGAUCGCUGUGCUGCUGCUCUGAGUCCUUGGACCUGAAGAUGCUUGGACCCAACCUGAUUUUGACGGCAAUGCCCUGGUGGGACAGCACGCUAACGCUUUUUAACGCUAAAUAAAACAAGAUAUAGAUGUGUGGUUUUGGUGCUUUAAACUGUUAGGGAGUAAGAUGAAUUGCUAAAUCUCCAAUCUCUGCCCUGCCACUCUGCUCAAAAUCCUUCUGACAUUCAGGAGCUGUUGUGGAAACAGGUUAUUAUGUAUUCGGUUGGAAACUGAGGUAUUAGUUCACAAUACUUUCUCAAAUGGCAUUGCUCAUCACUCCUCCGAGGCUUUGUAUUAUUAAAUUAGUUAGUGCGGCAGUGAGUCACAUGUCGAUGCCAAAUUUCUCGGCCAUCAGUCUUGCCCAGGAAAGUCUAUCUAGAAAUCCACUAAUUUGUUCCAUGGUUUUAAAUACAUCAUUUUUGUCUGGUUUGCUGCUUUCCUUGAAAUUUUCACUUGUCAUAACUUUUAGUUCUGCCACUGCAAGAUUCAAUGCACCAACAUUAAGAGCAUUACUUUUUUCUGAUUUCAAGCUGAAUGACUUCCAAUUUGUCUGAACAAGAGCUGAUUCUACAAGUAAAAACAAAAUGUGGACCACAUAUUACGGAGAUCUGUUUACAGUUGAAGUCAGAGGUUUACAUACACCUUGGCCAAAUAUAUUUAAACUCUGUUUCUCACAAUUCCUGACAUUUAAUCUCAGAAAAUAUUCCCUGUUUUAGGUCAGUUAGGAUCACUACUUUAUUUUAAGAAUGUGAAAUGUCAGAAUAAUAGUAGAGAGAAUAAUUUAUUUCAGUUUUAUUUCUUUCAUCACAUUCCCAUUGGGUAAGAAAUUUACAUAGAAUUUGUUAGUAUUUGGUAACAUUGCCUUUAAAUUGUUUGACUUGGGUCAAAACUUUGUGUAGCCUUCCACAAGCUUCUAACAAUCAGUUGCUGGAAUUUUGGCCCAUUCCUCCAGACAGAACUGGUGUAACUGAGUCAGGUUUGUAGGCCUCCUUGCUCGCACACACUUUUUCAGUUCUGCCCACAAAUGUUCUAUCAGAUUGAGGUCAGGGCUUUGUGAUGGCCACUCCAAUACCUUGACUUUGUUGUCCUUGAGCCAUUUUGCCACAACUUUGGAUUAAUGCUUAGGGUCAUUGUCCAUUUGGAAGAUCCAUUUGCGACCGAGCUUUAACUUUCCGCCUGAUGACUCAAGAUGUUGCUUCAAUAUAUCCACAUAAUUUUCAUGAUGCCAUCUAUUUUGUGAAGUGCACCACUCCCUUUGCAGCAAAGCACUCCUACAAUGUGAUGCUGCCACCCCCAUGCUUCAGGGGUGGGAUGGUGUUCUUUGUCUUGCAAGCCUCACCCUACUAUGGUCUUUAUGGCCAAAAAGUUCAAUUUUUGUAUCAUCAGACCAAACGAAGUUUCUCCAAAAAGUAAGAUCUUUGUGCCCAUGUGCACUUGCAAACUGUAGUCUGGCUUUUUUGUGGCGGUUUUGGAGCAUUGGCUUCUUCCUUGCUGAGCAACCUUUCAGGUUAUGUCGAUAUAGGACUCGUUUUACUGUGGAUAUAGAUACUUGUCUACCUGUUUCCUCCAGCAUCUUCACAAGGUCCUUUGCUGUUGUUCUGGGAUUGAUUUGCACUUUUUGCAACAAACUUUGUUCAUCUCUAGGAGAAAGAAUGCGUCUCCUUCCUGAGCAGUAUGAUGGCUGCGUGAACGUGGUACCUUCUGGAAUUUGUGAAUUGCUCCCAAGGAUGAGCCAGACUUGUGGUGGUCCACGAUUUGUUUUUCUGAGGUCUUGGCUGAUUCCUUUUGAUUUUCCCAUGAUGUCAAGCAAAGAGGCACUGAGUUGGAAGGUAGGCCUUAAAAUACAUCCACAGGUACAUGUCUAAUUCAGUACACCUCCUAUCAGAAACGAAUUGGCUAAUUGUCUAUAGGCUUGAUAUCAUGUGGAAUUUUCCAAGCUGCUUAUAGACACAGUUAACUUAGUGUAUGUAAAUUAUGAGCCACUGGAAUUGUGAUAUAGUCAAUUAAAAGUGAAACAAUCUGUCUGUAAACAAUUGUUGGAAAAAUGUUUUCAUGUCCUGCACAAAAUAGUUGUCCUUAAUGACUUACAGUAUAACUAUAAUUUGCUAAUAUGAAAUCUUUGGAGUGGUUGAAAAAUGAGUUCUAAUGACUUCAACGUAAGUGUAUGUAAACUUCUGACUUAAACUGUAUGUUACUUUUUCAGAUCUACGCAGUGUAAUCUAUGCAGUUCUCAGGUUUUGAGAUAUUUUUGAGUUGUAAAUAUAUUUCAUUUGUAUUAAA